Molecule: messenger RNA, 1479 nt
Organism: Epinephelus moara (kelp grouper)
Lineage: Eukaryota; Metazoa; Chordata; Actinopteri; Perciformes; Serranidae
Product: Galectin-related protein A-like
Exons: 4
Coding region: 27-746 (239 amino acids)
Molecular function (GO): carbohydrate binding
Source: RefSeq, a predicted model, not a curated record
CUACAUACUGACAGAGCAGCUUCAAAAUGACGCAACAGAAAACCACACCUCACAUCGGUUCCCCCAAAACAGCCUCCUCCUUUAACCAACUUUUCAUCCAGAUAAUUAAUAUUGAACUGACGUGUCUAUUCAGCUUUAUAAUACAUCCCCCUCUCCGCCCGUCUCCCACCACCAUCACCGCCAAAUUGGGAGCCUGUCUCUAUGACAACGUAGUACAGGCGGGGUUUGCCAGCUGGAGGCAGAGUCAAUCAGUCCUCAGUUGGCAUCACCGGCUCGAAACCUCCACACCGCAUCACGCCCUGAGUGGAAUGGAAGAAAAGGACAAGAAAGAGAAUGGGGAGUACACCGGAGAGAUAAAGGGUGGGCUGCGGCCUUCAAUGAAACUGGUCGUUAUGGGAAUUAUUAACCAAAAACCUAAGAACAUCGAGGUGGUUCUGUCCAGUAAGCCUCAGGAGGAGGACGCAGAGGGAGAUGUGGGACUUCAGUUAAAGGUGAGCUUCAUGGAUAAAGCCGUCCAUCGCAACGCCCGCUUGGCUGGAAAGUGGGGAAGACCUGAAACUACCCUCUCCUUCUUUCCCUUUGCAUCCGGGGAAUCCUUCAAGAUGGAGAUCGUUUGUGAGCACCAGCAGUUUCGUAUCUUGGUGGACGGACAGCCUCUGUGUGGAUUCACCCACCGCAUCUCCCGGCUCGCCUCCCUCACUGCCUUACGAGUCUUUGGAGACCUACAGCUCACCAAGGUGGCCUAGCAGCAGCUUCUCGCCUACAGAUUAACAACCUGAGGAUGUUCCGGGGACAGUGUACAACACAUACGGUUAGAAUAGAGCUACUUUUUGAGUGAAUAAAUUAACCCAUGAUGGGGAUGUGGGGAAACAAAAUUAAAAACCUGCCUCGUAAUCACGUGUCAAGACAAAGUGCCUUCACUAGAUUACCUGUUUGGGGACUUGAAGAUAAUGACUGAAUGUGACAGUCGUGCUAAAUGUCUUAAAUAAACCGAGGAAUGUGAUUUGAACCGAAAGCAAAAGUGGUCGAAGCUAUAACAUUUUCCCUUUGCACAAACGUGAUGUGUCACUGCUGUAAAAGGCGUGCUGCAUCCGUCUUUGUGCGUUUAAAAAUCUCAGACGUUUGUCUUUGAUUUCUCUGGAGUUAACCUUUGAAAGCACUUACGUUUACGAGCGCCUGCAUGAAGAUGAAUGUUUCUGAAAUCAGCUGAUUGUCAUUCUGUGCCCGACUAAGUACUGUAACAGGUGUAAUAAUGUAAAACAGUUUAGCCUACAGUAGUGCAUGCCAGUUAUACACACAGUGUGUUUGAUUUCUCUCAGUUUGCCUUCAGAUUACACACCUGGAGGGAUUAUAGGUUAUGUCACACUUUCUGUUAUUGUACUUUUAUCAGCUUGUGUACUUUUCUCCUCCCCCGAGCACUUUUUAUGUGAAUGUUUCAUAUUGGCUUUACUUCACUGCAAUAAAUCACUUUUGUUGUUA